This is a messenger RNA of Closterium sp. Naga37s-1, 1623 nucleotides long. The record is from the annotation of a GenBank genome assembly. Lineage: Eukaryota; Viridiplantae; Streptophyta; Zygnematophyceae; Desmidiales; Closteriaceae.
AUGGCGUCUUCGCGCGGCGCGGCUGUGUCACGGCGUUCUAGCCUCGUGCUCGCUGCAUUGGCUGCUCUCAUGCUCUCAGGCUGGGCGCUCAGGGCUACCGCUGUUCGCCUGCCAGCUGCGAGUAACGCUCCCGACCACUCGUGUGUGCAGAGGAAGUGUGGCGCCAAUGCGGUGUGCGUGAAGGAGAGGGGCGAUACCAUAUGCAUCUGCAACGUUGGAUUCUCCAUGACCCCCGCCGGCUGUGUUGACACAUGCGUGCUCAAGGCGUGUGGAGGCAACGCCACGUGCAUCAAGGACAGUGCUGGAGUGGCAUCCUGUGUUUGUCGCUCUGGCUUUGUGCUGCAGGCUGACAAGAGGACGUGCACUGACACGUGUGUGCUCAAGAAGUGUGGGAGUAACGCCAAGUGCGUGAAGAGUGCUGCAGGAGUGGCGUCCUGCGUGUGUGACACUGGCUUCGUGCUGCAGGCUGACAAGACUACAUGCACUGACACGUGUGUGCUCAAGAAGUGUGGGAGUAACGCCAAGUGCGUGAAGAGCGCUGCAGGAGUGGCGUCCUGUGUGUGUGACACUGGCUUCGUGCUGCAGCCUGAUGGCGUCACGUGCACCGACACAUGCUUUUUCAAGGCGUGUGGAGGCAACGCCACGUGCAUCAAGGACAGUGCUGGAGUGGCGUCCUGUGUUUGUGGCGCUGGCUUUGUGCUGCAGGCUGAUGGCAGGACGUGCAUUGCUGGGGGGAGGGGGGGGGGGGAGGAGGAGGAAGGGGAGGGGGAAGGGGAGGAGGAGGAGAAGGAGGAGGAGGAGGAGGAGGAGGAGGAGGAGGAGGAGGAGGAGGAGGAGGAGGAGGAGGAGGAGGAGGAGGAGGAGGAGGAGGAGGAGGAUUUUAUCACUGGCUGCAUCAGCGGCGCCACCCCCACCGUCUCUUCCACCAGCAUCACCUUCUACGAUCAGACCAACUACACCGUCACUUUCAACACCUACACAAUGCGACUCAACUUCAACGCCUGCACCACCCUCCCUCCUAUCACCGUUGAGGCCACGCGAGCGAUUCUGCGAGCGGACAGGGUGCCUGGGGGGGCGAGGGACUGUGCUGCUGUGUACGCGUUCCCGUGGAGCAGCUGGUGCAUUGGUCCCAAGACAACGCUUCGCCCUCCAGUUAAUGGAACAGGCGGGUCGAUCUAUUAUUUCGGAUAUCCGUACAGCUCCUUCAGCUGCGUUGCUGCUGAGUCAUGUGCAACCAAGAGCUGUGGAGGCAACGGCACGUGCAUGGAGGAUAGUGCUGGGGUUGCCUCCUGUGUUUGUAACGCUGGGUUUCUGCUGCAACCUGACGGCACCACAUGCACUGAGGCGUGUGGGACCAAGAUCUGCGAUCCCACGACUGACUGUGUGAGGGACGCUGCAGGCGGUGCAUCCUGUGUGUGCAAGGCGGGCUAUCAGAGCAUCUCCGGCAAAUGUGUUGGGGUGUCGGUCAACUCGGAUGCCGCGCUGGUGUUUUGUCGAGAGCUCUGUGCUCCUCUGCUGCUCCAUGCCCCGUCACAUGUGGAGACUGCCCUACACGAGCCACCUGCACCGCCCUACCACAUGUGGGAGCUGCCCUACAGGAGCCACAUGCACGGUUACUUCUAG